This is a messenger RNA of Trypanosoma theileri, 870 nucleotides long. RefSeq lists its product as uncharacterized. Bases 1 to 870 code for a protein of 289 amino acids. NCBI's taxonomy places the organism in Eukaryota, Euglenozoa, Kinetoplastea, Trypanosomatida, Trypanosomatidae. The transcript has a single exon. The record is from RefSeq and is a predicted model, not a curated record.
AUGUCCAUGUUGUCGUGCCGUGUGUUGUGUCUGUUAGCCAUUGUGCUCUGCUGUGUGGGUGUGGCUCAUGCUGCUGCUGCUGCUGCUUCUCUUCCAUCACAUGUGAUGGAAAUUGUUGAUCAGGCAAAGAAGUUGGCGGAAGGGACCAAGGAACUAAAAGAAAAGUGCGUGAAAGCUGGCGAGGCUGCUCGACAGGCCGGGGAAGAAGCUCAUGUAUUUGCUCAUGAAACUAAGACUAAUCUCGAAACAAUUGCUGCUGACCCCCCAAAAGUGGAGGAAACGAAGAGUAAAGGUCUUAAACUCAUUGAUAAGGUAAUGAAGGUUGCAGAGGAUGCGGAAAAUGUGGCCAAUAAAACGACAGAUAGUGAAAGGGAAACUGACGAGAAAGCCAACCUUGUUUUGUUAUCCGUACCAAAUCCUGAAACACCACCGGAAGAAAUUAAGGGAGUAUUGAAAGAAGUUGAAGAUGCACAAAAAGCGGUACGUGAGGCCGCAGAAGAAAUCGACGCUGCGAAAACUUAUGCUAAUAAAGUGAAGGAUGCCCUGCAGGACCUCGAAGCCGCAGUUGUUGCUGCCAAAGAGAAGAAAGAAAAACAGGUGGAGACUCAGACACAGGAACAGACAAAUGAAACAUCUCUUGAUGAGCAGCAAGGCCAUACAGAAGGAAAUCAGGCGGAGCAAACACAAGAAACUCAGUCUUCUUCUAAUGCUCCUGAUGUUCAUGAAACGUCUGCCAUUCCUCUGCCCACGAAUGCUACAAUAACGAAUGGCACCAAACGAAAUGACGGCAGCAGCAGCCCUGCGUUACUGCGUGUUCCACUCCUGCUGCUGCUGCUGCUCUCUGUGCUGGGCUGCAUGGCCGUGUGCUGA